Messenger RNA from Solanum lycopersicum (tomato), 1069 nucleotides. RefSeq names its product transcription factor bHLH35. Gene Ontology annotation, cellular component: nucleus. Gene Ontology annotation, biological process: regulation of DNA-templated transcription. The record is from RefSeq and is a predicted model, not a curated record. Gene Ontology annotation, molecular function: sequence-specific DNA binding; protein dimerization activity; DNA-binding transcription factor activity. NCBI's taxonomy places the organism in Eukaryota, Viridiplantae, Streptophyta, Magnoliopsida, Solanales, Solanaceae.
GAACUAUGUUCAUUUUUUAAAGCUCUACACCCACUUUAACCACAAAAAAGGUAUUUAAAGCAUAACUUGUCUUGUUCUGCUUCAUCUUCACUCCAUCUCAAUGGACAACAUUGGUGAUGAAUAUAAAAAUUAUUGGGAAACAACUAUGUUUUUACAAUCAGAAGAGCUCGAUAGCUAUUUCGAUGAGCCAAUUUCAUCGUAUUAUGAUUCAAGUUCACCGGAUGGGUCACAAUCAUCGAUGGCAUCGAAGAACAUUGUAUCAGAGAGGAAUAGGAGGAAGAAAUUGAAUGAAAGGUUAUUUGCACUUAGAGCUGUGGUCCCAAACAUAAGCAAGAUGGAUAAAGCUUCAAUAAUCAAAGAUGCAAUUGAUUAUAUUGAAGAAUUACAUAAUCAAGAGAGAAGAAUUCGAGGAGAAAUUUCAGAGCUUGAAUCUGGAAGAUCAUCGUCAAAGAAGAAUAGUAACGAUGUUGAAUUUGAACAAGAUGAAAGUUUCGAUUCAAAGCCUAAAAGAUCGAGAAGAUUUGAGAUGCAAUAUGGAUAUGAUUCUUCAGGAUCAACUACUAGAUCACCACCAUCUUCUUCCCCUGUUGAUGUUCUUGAGUUGAGGGUAUCUUCAAUGGGAGAAAAGACAGUUGUGGUGAGUCUUACUUGCAGCAAAAGAACAGACACAAUGGUUAAAGUUUGUGAAGUGUUUGAAUCUUUGAAUAUCAAAAUAAUUAGUGCAAAUAUCACUGCUUUCUCUGGGAGGCUUCUCAAGACAGCUUUCAUUGAGGCUGAUGAAGAAGAGAGGGAUCUUUUGAAGUUGAGGAUUGAAACAGCUAUAGCUUCUCUAAACGAUCCCGAUAGCCCGAUGAGUUCUUAGAACAACGAUAUCUUGGAUUUUAACUAUGUUUCGCCUUCAUGUAAUGAGCAUGUAGUUAUUUGAAGAGUGUUUUUUUCCGCGUUAUUUCUACCUCAUUCUUCUUCUUAAAAUUUGGUCAUCUUUGACUGGUUAUUUAUGUAGUUUGUAGUUGGUGUUUUUCACAAGAAAUCUAAGUCAAUGAAAGUCUACUUUCAUAUCCUUUUGUAA